UUAGAGAUAGAGGAGUACACACACACACACACACACACACACACACACACACACACACACGCACACACACACAAACACACACACACCUGCUGAGAACAUGAAGAUGAGUCGUGUGUUUUUGGUCCUGGGCUUCGUCCUGAUCAUGGCGCUCUACUCAGACGCUAUUCCUUAUGGUGUUGAUGUUGUGCCGGAGGGCUGCUGUUUCAAGUUUUUCACUGGCAAAAUUCCUCCCCAAAACAUUCUGAAUGUUAAAAAGACUGGCUCACGUUGUGCAAAGCAAGGCUUCAUUGUUACUACUCCUAAGCACACCAGCCUGUGUGUUCUUGAAGUCGCAACCAAUGGAAAAGCUACACCUUAAUGCUGCAACUGAGAUGCAACACACCAUUUAAUUUUGAUGCUUAUAGAUGUUACUGAUGCUUAAUGUAAUUCAGAUUCAAAUAAAGUUAUAGUGGACCACUGUG
Messenger RNA from Ictalurus furcatus (blue catfish), 461 nucleotides. Its product is annotated as C-C motif chemokine 5-like. The coding region runs from base 98 to 358 and encodes 86 amino acids. Lineage: Eukaryota; Metazoa; Chordata; Actinopteri; Siluriformes; Ictaluridae. Gene Ontology annotation, biological process: immune response. Gene Ontology annotation, cellular component: extracellular region. The record is from RefSeq and is a predicted model, not a curated record. The transcript is spliced from 3 exons. Gene Ontology annotation, molecular function: chemokine activity.